AGAAAUUUCUUUUUCUAGUAUCUGAAAAAUAAAUUAGAUAACCAAGUCAGCAAUACUAAUUUGGAAAUUUAGUCUCGCUUAGAAAUGUCAAGACCUAGGGGAAGAAGGAAUGGAAAUAUCUCCUCUGAAAUGGUCAGCAAAACACCAUAUAAAUCUCAUCGAGGAGUACGUCUCAGAUGCAAGGCAAGAAAAGGCAGGAUUUAUAGGCUUUUCCUUUCCUCACAAUCAUACCCUCAAAACCUUCUUCCUACACAAAGAUUUCCAAAGAGCUAUACCUUUUUUUUUGUACUUAAAAUUGUCAGAAUCUGAACCCGUUUCAACCUAAUCACUGAUACUAAAAGUUUAGCAUUCUAGCACCAGUCGAGGCGACCGUUGGCAAGAGCUAUACAUUUUUCAACAAUAUCUACCACUUAUUUCAACUUCACAUUUCACAAAUAUGCUGUCCAAAGGGAAAGUGAUGAAAGCGAAGAGCCUUCUAUCCACAGCAGCAUCUAUAGCAGCAACGGCAAUGGUGAUUCGGACCAUCGCCAAUGAUUUUAUUCCAGCAGAAGUCCUAAACUACUUCUCCUUCAGCUUACAAAAUCUAUGUCACCAUUUCUCCUCUCAACUCACAAUCGUCAUAGAAGAAUUCAGAGGGCUAGCCGUAAACCAAGUGUUUGAAGCUGCUGAUAUAUACUUGGGCAGCAAAACAACCCCCUCCAUUCAGAGACUGAAGGUAGGCAAAAGUGAGAAGGAAGACAAAUUAGCUCUAUCCAUGGAUAGAAAUGGAAUACUGGUUGAUGUUUAUGAAAAUGUGGAGAUGAAGUGGAAAUUGGUUUGCACACAAGUUGAAUCUGUACCUUUUCGGAAACCAAACCAUGGUGAUCUUAAUGCAUCUAUACGGUCAGAAAUUAGACAAUAUGAGCUGAGUUUUCACAAGAAAAACAAAGAUAUAGUGCUGAAUUCAUACUUGCCAUACAUUUUGCAAAGAGCAAGUUUGAUCAGAGAAGAGAAUAAAACAAUAAAUCUCCACACAGCUAUGUAUGGAAGGUGGGAUGUGAAUGAUGUCAAACUUCAACACCCAAUGACAUUCAAGACACUGGCUAUGGAUUUGGAGCUGAAAAAGGCAGUGAUGGAGGACCUUGAAAACUUUACCAAUGGGGAAGAAUACUACAAAAGAGUUGGGAAAGCUUGGAAACGUGGAUAUUUGCUGUAUGGACCUCCAGGGACAGGCAAGUCAAGCUUGAUAACAGCAAUGGCUAAUCACCUAAAAUUUGACAUUUAUGACUUGGAUCUGACUCAAGUCCAAACCAACUCAGAUCUUCGAUUUUUGUUGCUUACCAUGCCUAGUCGAUCGAUACUAGUUGUUGAGGAUAUCGAUUGCUCUAUCAAGCUCGAAAAUCGAGAAUCGGAGAAUGGAUCUCGGAGAAAUCAAGGUGACAAUCAGGUGACACUGUCAGGACUUUUGAAUUUCAUUGACGGUCUUUGGUCAUGCUGUGGGGAAGAACGUAUCAUUAUUUUCACAACCAAUCAUAAAGAACGAUUAGACCCAGCUUUGCUGAGACCUGGUCGUAUGGACAUGCAUAUUCACAUGUCAUACUGCAAUGCAUCCGUAUUCAAGCAACUUGCGUUUAACUAUUUGGGGAUUAGCAAUCAUGGUGUUUUCCAACAGAUUGAAAGGCUAUUGGAGGAGGUGAAUGUCACUCCUGCAGAAGUUGCCGGGGAGUUGAUGAAGAACACCAAUGAAGAGGCUGCCUUUCAAGGCAUACUCAAAUUCCUACAUGAAAAGAUCAGUGAACCCGUUACGAGAUGACAUCUACCAAGUCAGUCGAAAGUUCAAAUCCCAGAAGCCGCAACUUCUUUCUUUAUCUUCAAGCUGCAGCCUACUUAAUACCCAUUUAACGGAGAGGGAAAUUUUGGAAAAGGAUGAAUUUGCUUAUUUCGAUUCUUUUAAAUACAUUUAUGAGAAUUAAUAAAAUUGUUAUCACAAUAAUUCAAAAUUAGGCACGGCAAGGAAUGCAUUCCCUUGUCCCUGUCUGUUGGAGAAAUUCAUUGCUCCUGUCCUAUGGAUAUGCAACAGGGAGUUGGCAUUGACAGCUCAGUAAAAG
Messenger RNA from Durio zibethinus, 2087 nucleotides. The record is from RefSeq and is a predicted model, not a curated record. Lineage: Eukaryota; Viridiplantae; Streptophyta; Magnoliopsida; Malvales; Malvaceae.